Messenger RNA from Zea mays, 4318 nucleotides. RefSeq names its product paired amphipathic helix protein Sin3-like 4. Gene Ontology annotation, cellular component: chromatin; histone deacetylase complex. The record is from RefSeq and is a predicted model, not a curated record. Gene Ontology annotation, molecular function: transcription corepressor activity. NCBI's taxonomy places the organism in Eukaryota, Viridiplantae, Streptophyta, Magnoliopsida, Poales, Poaceae. The coding region runs from base 401 to 3505 and encodes 1034 amino acids. Gene Ontology annotation, biological process: negative regulation of transcription by RNA polymerase II. The transcript has 12 exons.
CCACCGCUAGUUAUUAUAAAUAAACGCUGCUCAGCCUGAGUUCACUUCCCACGCGGUUUUUGUGUUUGCUGCCGCCGCGGUUUCCAUUGCUUCUCCCGUCGCUAGGGCGCUCGUGAAUACGUGAUCCAUCGUCUCCAUCUCCGUCUGGUGUGGUGAGGUUUGAGAGACUCGAGGUGUGAGCGUCGCUUCGUCUGGAAUCGGCUCUCUCAUUUGUUAGAUAGAUCCUUCUAUCUCCCCACGUUUGGGCGUCGCUUCGUCGGCUGCGACUUGCGAGACGCCGGCGCCGCCGGCGCCGGUGGACGAAGGCGAUCAAGGAUUAGGCGAUCCGAUCCGAUCCGAACCAAUUCUCCAUUCUUCGAUUCCUUCCUUGGGUGGGCGGCUGCCCUCAGAUUCCUUCCACAUGGCUCGUUCCCCGCCGCCGCCACCCCCUUCCCCGGCGCAAGGGAACGGGAACGGGAGUGGGAGCGGGAGCCUCACCGCCAGAGACGCCCUCGCCUACAUCAAGGCCGUCAAGGACAACUUCCAGGAAAAGCGGCACACGUACGAACAGUUCCUCCAGGUCAUGCGUGAUUUUAAGAGCAACAGGCUCGACAGCGCCGGCCUGAUCGCCCGUGUCAAGACCCUCUUCCACGGCUACCCGGACCUAGUCCUCGGCAUCAACGCCUUCCUGCCCAAGGGGCAUGCCAUCAGGCCUCAGGACCUCAGCGAGGACAAGGAGCCCGUCGAUUAUCCCAGGGCCAUCAACCUUGUCAACAGGAUUAAGAUACGAUUCCAGCAGGAGGAACAUGUCUACAAGUCAUUCCUGGGAAUCCUCAGUAUGUACCGCAUGGAUAACAAGCCCAUUCAAGAUGUUUACGACGAGGUCACCUUGCUGUUCCACGGCCAUCCAGAUUUACUCGAGGAGUUCACUCAUUUCUUGCCUGAUACGCCCAUACCUCCUCCGGAGGCAGGCACUACCUCUAAAGUUAGGAAUGAUGACAAGAAUGCUAUAACGCAUUCUGCCAUGAGAGCUCAGACAGUUCAGAGGGAGAGAGCUCUUCCAUCAGCUGCUGAUUCGGACUCCAGUGUUGAUCGCCUUGAUCUUGAGCAUGAUAUUCAAAAGGGGUGUAUUGGGAAGGACAAAGUCCGUAAUGCCUGCCACGGUCAACAUAGAAGAUAUUAUAAAAGGAAUAGGAAGAAUGACAAAUAUGAAAACGAAGAUUUGGAUGCAGAACAAUCUGGUCCCAAAUCUCAAAGAAAGGUGGAGGGUACCGGUGAUGAUACACCAGGGGUUGCUACCAUGUCCUCAUUCAAUUGUAACGAGGGGGACAGCGAUCCUGAGAAAGAGUCUAAAGUUAGGAAUGAUGACAAGAAUGCUAUAAUGCAUUCUGCCAUGAGAGCUCAGACAGUUCAGAGUGAGAGAGCUCUUCCAUCAGCUGCUGAUUCAGACUCCAGUGUUGAUCGCCUUGAUCUUGAGCAUGAUAUUCAAAAAGAGUGUAUUGAGAAGGACAAAGUCCGUAAUGCCUGCCACGAUCAGCAUAGAGGAGAUUAUAAAAGGAACAUGAUGAAUGACGAAUAUGAAAACGAAGAUUUGGAUGCAGAACAAUCUGGUCCCAAAUCUCAAAGAAAGGUGGAGGGUACUGGUGAUGAUACACCAGGGGUUGCUACCAUGUCCUCAUUCAAUUGUAAUGAGGGGGACAACGAUCCUGAGAAAGAGUCUAAAGUUAGGAAUGAUGACAAGAAUGCUAUAAUGCAUUCUGCCAUGAGAGCUCAGACAGUUCAGAGGGAGAGAGCUCUUCCAUCAGCUGCUGAUUCGGACUCCAGUGUUGAUCGCCUUGAUCUUGAGCAUGAUAUUCGAAAAGGGUGUAUUGAGAAGGACAAAGUCCGUAAUGCCUGCCACGGUCAGCAUAGAAGAUAUUAUAAUAGGAAUAGGAAGAAUGACAAAUAUGAAAACGAAGAUUUGGAUGCAGAACAAUCUGGUCCCAAAUCUCAAAGAAAGGUGGAGGGUACCAGUGAUGAUACACCAGGGGUUGCUACCAUGUCCUCAUUCAAUUGUAACGAGGGGGACAACGAUCCUGAGAAAGAGUCUAAAGUUAGGAAUGAUGACAAGAAUGCUAUAAUGCAUUCUGCCAUGAGAGCCCAGACAGUUCAGAGUGAGAGAGCUCUUCCAUCAGCUGCUGAUUCGGACUCCAGUGUUGAUCGCCUUGAUCUUGAGCAUGAUAUUCAAAAAGAGUGUAUUGAAAAGGACAAAGUCCGUAAUGCCUGCCACGAUCAGCAUAGAGGAGAUUAUAAAAGGAACAGGAUGAAUGACGAAUAUGAAAACGAAGAUUUGGAUGCAGAACAAUCUGGUCCCAAAUCUCAAAGAAAGGUGGAGGGUACUGGUGAUGAUACACCAGGGGUUGUUACCAUGUCCUCAUUCAAUUGUAACGAGGGGGACAACGAUCCUGAGGAAGAGUCUAAAGUUAGGAAUGAUAACAAGAAUGCUAUAAUGCAUUCUGCCAUGAGAGCUCAGACAGUUCAGAGGGAGAGAGCUCUUCUAUCAGCUGCUGAUUCGGACUCCAGUGUUGAUCGCCUUGAUCUUGAGCAUGAUAUUCGAAAAGGGUGUAUUGAGAAGGACAAAGUCCGUAAUGCCUGCCACGGUCAGCAUAGAAGGGAUUAUAAAAGAAAUAGGAAGAAUGACGAAUAUGAAAAUGAAGAUUUGGAUGCAGAACGAUCUGGUCCCAAAUCUCAAAGAAAGGUGGAGGGUACUGGUGAUGAUUCACCAGGGAUUGCUGCCAUGUCCUCAUUCAAUUGUAACGAGGGGGACAGCGAUCCUGAGAAAGAGAGAUAUAAUGAAAGGGGAAAAUCUGAAAGAGUAUUGACCUUCAAUUCUAAGGAAGGAGCAGCUCAUGAAGCUAGUACAUUCCCUAGCAAAGAGAAGUAUAACUUAUGCAAACCAAUAUCAGAGCUUGAUCUGUCAAAUUGUCAGUGGUGCACUCCAAGUUACCGACUUUUGCCUAAAAACUAUCCAGUACCUUCUGCAAGCAAAAGGACUGACAUUGAAGCUUCAGUGCUGAAUGAUUUCUGUGUAUUGGUGACCUCAGGAAGUGGAGCGUUUAAGCAUAUGCGCAAAAAUCAGUAUGAAGAAAUCUUGUUUAUAUGUGAAGAUGACAUGUUUGAGCUGGACGUGCUGUUGGAAUCUGUUAGUGUUACAAUUAAGCGUGUUGAGGAGUUGGUGGAAAGUAUGGAAGGCAACUCACUGAAACCUGAUAGCUCUAUCCACCUCGAUGAACAUUUGACUAGUUUGAAUAUGAGGUGCAUUGAGUGGCUAUAUGGUGACCAUGGACUUGAUGUUGUGGAUGUUCUUCAAAAAAAUGCUGGUGUGACAUUACCAGUUAUUUUAACCAGGCUGAAACAAAAGCAGGAGGAGUGGUCAAUGUGCCAGUCAGAUUUUAAUAAAGUUUGGGCUGAAGUAUAUUCAAAAAAUUAUCACAAGUCUCUUGACUACGGCAGUUUCUAUUCCAAACAACAAAACACAAGAAUCUGAACACAAAAGAUUAACGAAAUCAGUGAGAAGAAUAGAAAGGGGGAUGAUGUGUUACUUGCUAUUUCUGCUGGGAAUAGGUGGCCACUAGUAGGCAAGAAGCAGAGGACUGCUGGAAAGCGUUGGGCUCUGAAGAAGCACAGGCACCCGCCCGCCUGGGCUUCUGGUACCAUGCCGCCGCCCUUGCUUGCGUCGAGGGCCUCCAAGAACCGCACCACCUCGUCCAUGUCAGGGCGCUUCUCCGGGCUCGCGUCCCAGCACUUGUGCAUGAUGUUCGCCAUCGGGCUUGGGCAGCAGCGACAGGCCGCAGGUUCUGCACACACAGAAUGUCAGGCCGCAGGUUCUGGCACAUGCAUGUUCAGUUCAGUAUGUGGACGAUUACCAGCAGUGAAUCCAGGAACUGAGAACAAACCUGAUGAACAACGGCGGAUGAUACGUCUGCAAAGCUGAGGUCUGCAUGUCACAGAUUUCCCACAAGCAUAUGCCAAAGCUGUACACAUGGCACUUCCUGUUGUACGGCUUGCCUUCAAGAACCUGCAGACGCCGACAGAAAAAGACCAAACAGUUGCUCAAAACACUUGUCCUGGUACAGAACGGAAACACAGCAACAGUGAUUGCUUUUUUUUUGUACAGAUCUAAAACAGUAGCGGAAGUAUAGAUUAUAGUGACCCCAUUUUUUUAAAAGAAUUUAAAAGUCCCUUUUUCAUAUAUGUCUUGCUUAAUGCUUACCCUCUAGCAAGAUCCAUUGCUAUCUGAACAACGACUUUGUACGCGAGCUUCCUUCGCCUGUUCUUUAUCAAAUACUGUUUCAGUGUU